GUAGCAGUGUCGGUGGUUGCCUCAGCCAGAUGAGCUCCUUCUUGUGGGCCGUGGGUUGGCUGUUAUGUGUGACUGAUUUAUUUCUUUAUGGGGCCUCUUGCUUUCAAGGUUUGUGGUGUUGAGUCGCUGGAACUGCUCCUGUGUUGCUCUGGCAUUGAGAAAGCGUUAAACUAUUGAGUGAAAAUGGAAAAAAUGAGGCCUUGGGUUUUUGUCUUGUAGACUGUAAAAAGGCAGCUGACCCCAUAAAGGGUUCAUUAUCCUGCGUGAGAAACUUCAUGUUUGGAGGCUGCUUGUUGUGGAUCCCUGGAAGGAGCCUUUCCAAAGCUUAAAAACCUCCUUCCCAGGUCUUUUGUUUUUGAACCUGAUCUUUGCAGCCGAAGGACUGAAAUGAGUGGGCAGUGUUUGCUGUUUGGUUAUCUGCACACAAUGCUUCUGUCACAUUAGUGCUGUAUUCAUGGUCCUUAUGGGCUUUCGAAGGACAAGUGAGCUCAGUGCUGCCUAUCCCUGUGAAAAGCAUAUCAAUAUUUCUGUUUACGAGUUUUGAUGGUGAUGGAGACUAUACUGAACUUUUUCUUCUGUUACUUCUUUCAACAAUUGAAUUUUCUCCCUCUUGGCCAAGUCAGAAGAUGAAAUGCUUGUGAAUCAACUGAUUUUACAAGAGGGUUAUUGGGCUUUUCUGUUGUGAUAAAGUAGUUGGCGGUCCCAAGCCUCCUAAUGCCUUCAUUUUUAGGAGCAGUAAGGAGGUGUAUUUCUCAAGUUAGUCCUAACCCGAAUAACUUGUCUCCUGGAAUGUGAUGCUUUCUGGCACUUUGCUAUGUGCGUUCUUCUCUUGUGUGUGAGCUGUUUGAAAUGAAGACAGCUUUAUUACCUUGGUGUGGGAUGAGAUAUCGAUGUGACUGUUGUUAUCUGAUGGAAUAACUGGCUGCUUGCUCUUGACAAGAAGUUGGUGUGAGGAGCUUGCUUUCAUCCUGCACCUCUCUUUGCUGUUAACCUGCAUAGGAAAUCCUUAGAUGAGCUCUGUUAAUUUGCUUUGCAGUAAGCAGCUACUUUCAGUGCAUUUCUGACCACCUGCAGUUGCUGUCAGCUGUGUAAACAAAAUUGUAAUUAAUUUAUAAGUGUAGCUCGUUAUGGAGGCUGACUUAACGUUGUGGAUUUUGUUUUGGCUUAAACGAGAGCUGAGCUGUUUGCCACUUCUAUUUUUUGUGUCAGUACACCAUAGAAAGAUAAGCGGCCUGAUCUGUUAGGUCGGCACCUGCUGUCGUGUUCAGGAGGCCUGGUUUGUUCUCAGUUUAUUCUCUUGCAUUUCACACCAGCAGUCGAUCUGCAGCAGGUGAGUCUUGGGGCUGCUUCUUAAUGUGCAGAGAAGAGGUUUUGUCAUUUGAAAGCGGUGAUUUAAUGAGGAGGGGUGGGAGAGGGAGGAAAGAAGCAGCACAGUUUGCAGGAAUGGGAGCAAAUUGCAGCUUUAAGUGGUGGUGGCUUUGGGAGGAGGAAUAGGAGACGGGUGAGGAAUGGAGCUGAGUGUGGUGGUGUGGUUUUCAGUUAAAAAGGUGCAUUUGCAACAGUGUAGGCACAGUUUGCUACAGAUGCUUUCCUUGUUACUCUCGAGGAAGUGCCUUCCCUGCUUUGUUCCUUUAUCAUUCUUCUCUGUCGUUUAUAAACCAAAUCAAUUAAGUAAAUGAGGUCACUACCUCGAGCAGCUGAAGCCUGAGAGUUGUGGUUUAUGGCAGUAGCAGAUGCUGAGGAUAUCACAGGGACACAAAACAUUUGAAAGAAGAAAAUGACAUGAAAAAUAUAAUAACGUGUUCAGAAAGCUGAGGAGGAGGAAGAAAUCAAUUAUAGGGGUGACUAAGAAGAACAUGUGUAUAAACAAAUUUUAAUCCUGUCUCUCUUCCUACUGAGAACAGGAAGGACAGAGGCUGUGAGAAGCACUUGGUCAUACAAGAACUGAGGCUGCACAGAAAUCUAGAGAGGGAGCUGCAUCUCCAAGCAGGUCUGGAGCCAGGUCUGUGCAGCUCUCCUGUAGGACGUAAAUCUGCCUUGGAAUUCACUUGCAGUUCCAGAUUAUCUCCUGUGUUUUGUGGGAUAAACAGACCUGUAGCUACUUGUGUGCUACUUCCAGAGCAUAGCUGCUGUCGUGGUAUUGUUUUGGAGCUUGGGCAGUGCCUUCAGUACAUCACACGAGCCCUUUCAUUGAUGCAGCAGCAGAGGACUUCUCUUGGAGAUCUGAGAGGCCUCUUCCAUCUCGUUGUGCUGUGAUGGAUGUGGUGCAAGGAUGCAGCUAGAUCAAUUCAUUAUGUGCAAUUUGAGCAAAGAGUGAGUUGGUGUUUGGCUGAGUUGUUCUAUUUAUUAUAUGGCUAAAUAAAUUGAAGCCAUUUUUCCUUUUGUGGAAAUAAAUAAUCUCUGCUGUCCCAGCCCUGUGUAUGAUUUCUAUUUCUAACUCGCCGAUAAAACAUAAAUAUUGUGGCUAUAUAUUACCUCCCCUGCUUAUUAACGUGCAGACAAUGCACAGGAGCUGAGCUCCUUGAAACAAUGUGUGUUUUUGAUGAAUGAGGAUGCAGAGGAAGAGCCAGCAGUCGUGACUCAGUAGUCAAUGAGGAUGGAACCCCAGCGUGCUUCCCAGCCGUGCUGCUGCAGUGGGAGCACCUCCUUGCCAAGGAACCUCAGGAAAUGCAGCAACUCUGCCUUCUAGGCAAGCUGGGGUAAUUCACUUAAGUGUGGGAUAUAGCUUUUGCAGGCACAUGUGAUGUUCCUUUUGAGUAUCGUAAAUCACUUUCAUAUUAAAAGCUGGAGGAAGACCCCGUGGUCAUAAAACCCCCUUUUGUAGCAAUCUUGCUGUCCUUGCAUAUGGUUAACAGUGGGAAAGAGUGGUCAGUGAGCUCAGUACUUAAAGAAUUAAGCUAAUAGCCACUGCUGUUAUUGCUGCAGGGAACUCCAGUCUAUAUGCGAGCCUCUUUUACACUAGGGAGUAAAUCACAUUAGCUUUUUUUAUGUGCCAUUAUUGUAAAGUGGCUUCUCAUCUGAGAUACUGCAGUGGCUUUAUGACUCCCUGAGAAGGAAAGCAGGUUUCUCCCUUUGCCCAGCUUUAAUGUUCCCCCCUCGCUGCCAUCUCAAAGAAGGGACCAGGAUGGAUGUUUGGCAGCUGCUGGCUCCGGUGCUUCCUCAGCAGAAUGCUCUUAAUUGAACUUGGAGAGCUCUCUGCAGAUGAAGCCUCAGGAGUUUUUGUCUGUAUCUCCUGCGUGGCCCAAUGGUUGAAAGAAAGUCUCAUUCCCUAACAGCAGCUGUGUGAAGAAAAUACAGGUGCUGUUGAUCCUUUUUAUGACUUUCAGAGCUGAACUUCUCUUCGCAGCGCUGUGUGGUUUCACUUGUCAAUUUCUGUCAGGAAUCCUUGCAUGUCAAAUAAAAAGAGCAGCUGCUUUACCUCUUCUGAGCCCUUUUCUCAAAGCACUGCUCCAUCCCAUUCCCAGCUGAUGGGGUCACAGGGGCACCUCAGGGUGCUGUGCUGCAGAUGCUGAGGCUGCCUGCAGGUAGGCGGUGCUUUCAUCAGCACUUGCCCUUUGGGGCUGGAUGGCUGCUGCUGAGGACAGCAAGGCUGAUGAGGACGUUGGUGUUGGUGGUGAAUGAGGUGCCUUGCCCUGAGCAGAGUUCAUCCAGAGCUGAAUGCGGCGAAUGGGGAAAGCUGCUGAUUUAAUGAUACAGCUUCAGAUGCUGCUGGGAUGGGAGAGAGGGGUUAUGGUGUAUUGUGGAGGUCAGCAGGAGUUCUCAAGUAAGGUUUCCACGGAGAUGAAGAGCAGGUCAAAUGCAAAGAGGCUUUCCAUGCAGAGGAGAGGCAUCACCAUUAAUGAGCAUUCUGGAUUGGAUGAGGAAGAACUGAAGAUGAAGGCCAUAGGUCUGUGGCAGCUGCAGGUCUGCAGUGGGUGUUAAGAAAAGGAAGCCAUGUUACUGAAGAUCCCCUUCUCUUCUGGAAGUAGAAGCACAGUGAAGAGAUGAAUCUAUUCAGCCAGACAUUCCUCCAGUAGUUAUUUCCCAUCGUGGAGCACCACGGCAGGGGGGAGAUGGACUCGAAGGAAGAAAGUCCUCAGGUGUGGCCUGACUCUGCUGAGCAGGACCAGAAUGCUGCUCAGGUGCACUUUGUCCCAGAAGCAGGGACGGUGGCACAGAUUGUGUACAGCGAGGAGCAGGAGCGUCCCUCCCAGCAGGUGGUGUACACAGCAGAUGGCACCUCGUACACCUCCGUGGACACCUCGGAGCACACGCUGGUUUACAUCCAUCCCGUGGAAGCUACGCAGACUCUGUUUACAGAUCCAUCCCAAGUGGCUUAUGUCCAGCAGGAUGCCACCACGCAGCAGGUAACUGUGCUCUUGCCUGCUGCUGCUCAGAGCAUGAAUCCCACCAACCUGUCUGUGCUCGGCAGCGUUGCUGAAUCCCCCCAGCAAAUGGCUCUGGAGCAGGGUCAACAAGCAGAUAGAGCAUCGUUACCGGUGCAUAACCAGGUGUUGCCUCCUAUGGAGGCAGUGGAUGGUUCUGACCCUCUGGCACCGCUGCAGAAUCAGAUGGAAAGGAUGGAAACAAAAGAGGAAGACGACGAGGAUGAAGAAGAUGAUGAAGAUGGGGAAGACACUGACAUGGAUGAAUGGGAUCCAGAUCCACCUCGACCGUUUGAUCCCAAUGAUCUGUGGUGUGAAGAGUGUAAUAAUGCACAUCCUUCUGUGUGUCCAAAACAUGGACCUUUGCAUCCGAUCCCAAACCGGCCUGUGCUGACCAAGGCAAGAGCCAGCCUCCCCUUGGUGCUCUACAUAGACAGGUUUUUGGGAGGAGUCUUCUCCAAAAGGCGCAUCCCCAAACGCACGCAGUUUGGACCUGUCGAAGGACCCCUGGUUAGACAAACUGAGCUCAAAGACUGCUAUAUCCAUUUGAAGGUGUCUCUUGAUAAAGGUGACAGAAAAGACAGAGAUUUACAAGAGGACCUGUGGUUUGAACUUUCUAGUGAGGCUCUUUGUAACUGGAUGAUGUUUGUGCGUCCAGCUCAAAACCACUUGGAGCAGAACCUGGUUGCUUAUCAGUAUGGCCACCACAUUUAUUACACAACCAUUAAAAACGUGGAGCCCAAACAGGAACUCAAGGUGUGGUACGCUGCCUCUUACGCAGAGUUUGUGAACCAGAAGAUCCAUGACAUAUCUGAGGAGGAACGCAAGGUUCUCAGAGAGCAAGAGAAGAACUGGCCGUGUUACGAGUGCAACCGUCGUUUCAUGAGCUCCGAGCAGCUUCAGCAGCACCUCAACUCCCAUGAUGAGAAGCUGGACUUCUUCAGCAGAGCCAGAGGAAGAGGUCGUGGGCGAGGAAAAAGAAGGUUUGGACCAGGCAGGCGCCCGGGACGCCCUCCCAAAUUCAUGCGUAUGGAAGUGACCAUUGAAAAUGGAGAGAAGUGUGAAGAAGGAACACAGGACUUGCUGCAUUUUUCCAGCAAGGGGCAGUUUGAUGAGGCCAGACAAGCAACACUGAAUGGGCUGGAGCAGCAGGAACAGACUCCAGUGCCAUCAGAGACACAGCCGACACUGGAGCAGCAGUCAGAAAGCCACCCACUGCAGAUCCAGCCCCAGCACGACGAGAGCGCGGCGCCUGCGCAGAGCACCAUGACUGCAGAUGACAUGAGGCGAGCAAAGCGUAUCAGGAAUGCAGCUCUUCAGCACCUGUUCAUAAGGAAAUCCUUCCGCCCAUUCAAAUGCCUCCAGUGUGGGAAGGCAUUCCGGGAAAAGGACAAACUGGAUCAGCAUCUGAGGUUCCACGGCCGGGAAGGGAGCUGCCCUUUGACUUGUGACAUUUGCAACAAGGGCUUUAUCAACAGUGGUUCUCUUGAGAGCCACAUGAAGUUCCACAUGGACCAGAAAACAUAUUCCUGCAUUUUCUGUCCCGAGUCCUUUGACCGGUUGGAUUUACUCAAAGAUCACGUGGCCAUUCAUAUCAUUGAUGGCUAUUUCACCUGUCCUACCUGCAAAAAGCGCUUUCCAGACUUCAUCCAGGUCAAGAAACACGUCCGCAGUUUCCAUUCGGAAAAGAUUUAUCAGUGCACAGAGUGUGACAAGGCUUUCUGCCGCCCCGACAAGCUGCGGCUCCACAUGUUGCGGCACUCGGACCGCAAAGACUUCCUGUGCUCCACGUGUGGCAAGCAGUUCAAGAGGAAAGACAAAUUGCGAGAGCACAUGCAGAGGAUGCACAACCCAGAGAGGGAGGCCAAGAAAGCUGACCGAAUCAGCCGCUCCAAAACUUUCAAGCCUCGCAUCGCUUCCACUGACUACGAGAGCUUCAUGUUCAAGUGCCGGCUGUGCAUGAUGGGCUUCCGCCGCAGGGGGAUGUUGGUGAAUCAUUUAUCAAAGAGACAUCCAGACAUGAAAAUAGAAGAGGUGCCAGAGCUCACGUUGCCCAUCAUCAAACCCAACAGAGAUUAUUUCUGUCAGUACUGUGAUAAGGUGUACAAGAGUGCCAGCAAACGCAAAGCUCAUAUCCUGAAGAACCACCCUGGUGCUGAGCUACCUCCAAGCAUCCGGAAACUGCGCCCUGCAGGCCCAGGAGAGCCAGAUCCCAUGCUGAGCACCCACACCCAGCUGACAGGCACUAUAGCCACCCCUCCAGUCUGCUGUCCUCAUUGUUCCAAACAGUACAGCAGUAAGACAAAGAUGGUGCAGCACAUUCGCAAGAAGCACCCAGAGUUUGCUCAGCUCCCUAAUGCUAUCCAUGCCCCCCUGGCGACAGCUGUCAUCAGUUCCACUCCUGCAGUCCUCACCACUGACAGCACUACUGGAGAGACCGUCGUGACAACAGACUUGCUGACACAAGCAAUGACAGAGCUGUCCCAGACCCUCACAACGGACUACCGAACUCCCCAGGGGGACUACCAGCGAAUCCAGUACAUCCCUGUGUCUCAGUCCACAACUGGCUUGCAGCAGCCUCAGCACAUUCAACUGCAGGUUGUUCAAGUGGCCCAGGCUACCUCACCUCACCAGUCUCAGCACUCCACAGUGGAUGUUGGACAGCUUCAUGACCCCCAGACGUACACCCAGCACGCCAUCCAGGUGCAGCACAUCCAGGUGGCAGAGCCAUCACCCACAGCUCAGUCAGCAUCGCAGGUUGGGGGUCAGCCUCUGAGUCCCUCCUCACAACAGUCACAGCAGGAACUCAGCCCCUCGCAGAUGCAGACAGCUGCAUCUACACAAAACCAAGCCCUCCAGCAGCAGCAAGGAUCUUCAGUUCAGCACACAUAUCUUCCCAGCACGUGGAACUCAUUUCGGAGUUACUCAUCCGAGAUCCAGAUGAUGACCAUCCCUCAAGGCCAGUAUGUCAUCACAGAGACAGCUGUAGGUACACCUGUCACCACUGUCAACACAGGGCAAGUGAAAGCAGUUACUCAGACUCACUACGUGAUAUCCGAAGGUCAACCUGAUCUGGAUGUCAAACAGAAUUCCUCACUCUCCAGUGAGGUGCAGGUUGGUGUUUCCCAGCCACCAACCCACACUGAUACUCUGGAAUCUCAAACCAGUAAUCAGCAGCAAACAACCCAGUACAUAAUCACUACAACCACCAAUGGAAACGGGGGCAGUGAAGUGCACAUCACUAAACCAAGAACUUUCUCAGCAGAACACGAGUGAAGAAGCACUGGGGUGUCACCUGUAUUUUUCACCUCCUCUAAAAGCCCAAGUAUAUGGGUAUCCUGGAGCUCAUCUGUUUUAAAGUAUAUGCUCACUUCAGCUAAAAUCCUGGAGCUCUUGUUAAUGCUUUAAGAGGGUUUAAGUCCUCAGUGGCCAUGAAGAAUUACCCUCAAAAUCCUUCUGGGAUGCCACUUUAUGCAGCUUUUAACAAAAAGGACAAGAGGAGAAAUGAAACCUCUGCUUGCCCUGGACUUUUUUGGCAUGUCUGCUGACCCUAAUUUUUUCCUUCUGAGAAGUGUCUCUGGUAGCCCUCUACUAUUUCAAUUGUAAGGGAGUAGCUUGCCCCUCUGAAGGCUAGUUGGCAGGUCAUGUUGUAUGUAUAUUUAUAAUGGAGCUGUUAAACAAGAGGACAUCAUGUAAAUUGCUGGAAUAUGGCAGAACUCCUUUCUCUGUCUUUGUUUCAGCAGCCAAGGUGAAAGGGAAUAUAAACUUGAGAGCAGACUUCCUGGAGAAAGAGAGCAGCAGUGCAGCGGUGACUCUGCGUAUGUGUGGGGAUGGAAUUGCAAUGAAGCUGUGACGACGUGCAGAAGCAGUCCAUUAAAUUAUUAUUUUUCCAACCCUCAAACUGUUUACAUGCUGUCUCACCUAUUCUACUUUACCAAGCAGUUCCAGAAAAAGGAUAAGUACAGCCUUAUGUUUGGAAUAAAACAAUAGCAGCACGUAACAGUAGUAUGGAGCCGCUGUUGUUAUUUUUCCCUCCAGAGUUUGCAGGGGAAAACACCUUUUUUGCCCAUAAACAAAAAAGGUUUACCUUAGCCUGCCUAGCAGCUUCUGCUGUGAUCUCUAACAAUAGAUCUGCCAGGAGAAAUGGCUAUAGAAACACACCAUCUGAAAAUGCAGGGUAGUCAUCUCUGUUGCCACCUCAAAGUUGGAUGUAUCUUUCUCUUGAAGACUGGAUGAAGAGUUGGUUAUGCUGGUUUUCCAAAUACCUUGUUAAAAACACACUAAUUCCUUUUGGACAGUUUCUUAAAAUGACCAGCCUUGGACUCAGGAAACACAAGAAAAAUACCAGUGGACCACUAUUUACAGGACACAGAAAGCCAUCUGCAAGAGUUGCCUGCUUUGCAAGACCUGGUCUAUGUACAGAACUCGUGUUAUGUCUAGGGACCAGGAGAGAGGGAAAGGUGUUGUUUAUUUUUCUUUUAAGGCAGUGGGUUUUUUUCUUACAUAAUUCUCCUUCACAGGUCGUGUUGGUUGGUUAUUUAAUGCUUUUUGGUAUUUGCAAGAGUAUGAUUACAACACCAUCUAUACUGCUGAUGGGCUGUACUGUAUCUGUCUAAAUGUUCAUUCGUUCUGCUUGGAGCCUCAUUCCAGAAUAUCAGUGCAUAACAGGAUAAGUUUAUUUAUAGAGUUGAAAGCAGAGAAGUUUUGUCGUAAUGGCCCUUGAGAAAGGCCAGAAGAACUAAAAGAGGAUCUCAGUUUUUUCAUUUUCUCUUAACGCUGCGUUGAGUGCAAAUCUGGAACUCUGGUGUAAUUGCUUCUACAGAUUGAGAUGGAGUUGAAUCAUGUGAGCAGUGUUACACAUGUACACAGGUUGUGGUGCCAGGCCUUACGGAGGCAAAGCUCUUGGAUAUGAGAGAACUUACUGCUCAGACUUGGAAAGCAGAUGUCUUGUGACUUGCUGGCAAAGCCUUGUAGCAUGUAUUCCCUUGGUGAAUAACGUAUCUAUGGAAAUAGUGACUGUGCAUGAUGAGAAACCCUGAUUAAAAUACUGGCCAGUCCAGAACUGUUUCAAGGUAGCUUUGAAGUGAUUUGCCAAAGUGUAGAUGAAUUUGUGCCUGGGAUUUCACUUCUCUUCUUGCAGCCACAGUAGUGGGGCAUUAACUAAUAAUUGGGGCAUUAAUGAGAUCAGUAAGUCGUUGAAGACCUGAGCUCCCAUUCAGUCAUGUGCAGUGAUGAGUCUUGGUUCUGUGCAUUUGGGAGCUCAUCUACUUAAGCAGUGCAGCCAAGCAGCUGUGAUUCCCCUUGAUUCAUUUGAAAUCACGUUGCUGAGCACUUUUUAAAUAACAGGCCAUUGCAGUGUUUGUAUGGGAGAAUAGAAAGGAGCUCUUCAUACUGGCUUUGCCUCAGUGUCCCUUCUUAGGAAAGGGUCUGCUGCAUGAACAAAAGUCACACAUGUGGUAUGAGCAGCAGGAAAGUAGAAGACUGGGAAAUUAAAUAAUUGCAAAUGGAUGCUGCUCUACAGGAGCAUUUUUAAAGUCUUAAAGCCUGAAAUCUUUGGUGUCAAACUUUAAUGAUUUUGCAAAUGUGAAAUUAAAAAAAAGAACCAUCAACUUUGCUUUAUUCAACUUUGUGGAGGGUUGCAGAAUGAGGACGCUUGCUCUUGUGCCAGUUUUUCAAAGCUGAAAAGUGCAAAGUGUUCCAGGAAACAGUUGUAAAAUGGCAUCUUUGAACUCACCCCUGCUGUAUUGAAAUUUCUGCUCUGUCCCACAGCAAUAGCAG
Messenger RNA from Lagopus muta (rock ptarmigan), 10142 nucleotides. RefSeq names its product PR/SET domain 10 (gene PRDM10). Gene Ontology annotation, biological process: regulation of transcription by RNA polymerase II; cell fate commitment. Gene Ontology annotation, molecular function: DNA-binding transcription factor activity; RNA polymerase II cis-regulatory region sequence-specific DNA binding; histone deacetylase binding. The record is from RefSeq and is a predicted model, not a curated record. NCBI's taxonomy places the organism in Eukaryota, Metazoa, Chordata, Aves, Galliformes, Phasianidae. The transcript is spliced from 23 exons. The coding region runs from base 4053 to 7640 and encodes 1195 amino acids. Gene Ontology annotation, cellular component: cytoplasm; nucleus.